CGCGCCUGCGCGGUGGGUAGCAGCUCGCGCCUUGGGCUCGGCCUUGGGCUGGCUGCAGUCUCAGUGUGAGGGCGGCUGAAGUGACUGGCUGGGUUAAGAUGAGGUUUUUGCUACUGCUCCUGGUGGCGGCGUCGGCGGUGGUCAGGAGCGAUGCCUCGGCCAACCUGGGUGGCGUGCCUAGCAAGAGAUUAAAGAUGCAGUACGCCACGGGGCCGCUGCUCAAGUUCCAGAUUUGUGUUUCCUGAGGUUAUAGGCGGGUGUUUGAAGAGUACAUGCGGGUUAUUAGCCAGCGGUACCCAGACAUCCGCAUUGAAGGAGAGAAUUACCUCCCUCAGCCGAUAUAUAGACACAUAGCAUCUUUCCUGUCCGUCUUCAAACUAGUAUUAAUAGGCUUAAUAAUUGUUGGCAAGGAUCCUUUUGCUUUCUUUGGCAUGCAAGCUCCUAGCAUCUGGCAGUGGGGUCAAGAAAAUAAGGUUUAUGCAUGUAUGAUGGUUUUCUUCCUGAGCAACAUGAUUGAGAACCAGUGUAUGUCGACAGGUGCAUUUGAGAUAACUUUGAAUGAUGUACCUGUGUGGUCUAAGCUGGAAUCUGGUCACCUUCCAUCCAUGCAACAGCUUGUUCAAAUUCUUGACAAUGAAAUGAAACUCAAUGUGCACAUGGAUUCAAUCCCACAUCAUCGAUCAUAGCCCCACCUAUCGGCACUGAAAACUCUUUUACAUUAAGGGAUUUUUGCAAGAGCAGCGUGGCUGACAUCAUGAAGGCCUGUACUGAAGACAGCAAGCUGUUAGUACAGACCAGAUGCUUUCCUGGCAGGCGCGUUGGACCUCUUGGAAAACCUCAAUGCAAGAUAGUUUUUCAGUGCUGGCACAUUUUGGAAUUCUGCACAUUCGUGGAGUGCAAUAAUACUGUAUAGUUUUUUUUUUCUUUCCCAAAUCCACUGAGUUAAUAGUUUUUUUAAAAUGUGGACAUUACUACUUGUACCUUUUUUUUCAUUAGUCACAUUUGAAAAACGUAGAAAAAUGAGUUACAAUUUGAUUUUCUCAAAGAUGUCUGUUAAAUCUGUUGUGAUUUUAUAUGAAUUUUCUUUUUUUGUAGUUUAAAAUUGAUCUUUUUGCGAAUACAGCUGAAGUUCUCAAAUACUUUAUAAGAGUUUUUCAGACAUCUCUAAUUUGGUCAUGUUCAAUUUGUAUAGUUUUCAGAAUACUGUAGCUUGUGACAAUUUUGUCAGUGCAUUAUACAAGAUUAUGAGGGGAAAUCCUAUAUGCAGAGUACUCUUACCGAUUUGUGUGUAUGUGCGUGUGUGUGCGUGUGUGAUUACCAGAGAACUAAAAGACCAACUGCUUUUUAAAUCCUGUUAUAGUUCGCAUCUUGUCUUGACCAAUCUCAUGAGUUGAUUAACUGGGCCUUUAUACUUAACUCAAUAAAAAACUAAGCAGAUAUAAGUUAAAUAAAAACUCUGAAUUUAUUGCCCAGCGUACCUGUUAAUGUUAUAUCUAAUAGUUGUCUGCUUAAAUUUUUGUUUUUGACUUACAGAUAAUUUCAUAAGGGACAUACUUUAGAUUCACGUACAAAUAAUCAUUUACCAUUUAUAGGAUAAUUGAAACUCCUCACAAAAACUGAGUUUAACCUCUCUACAACAUUAAUAUUAGAUGAAUGGAGAUCACUUGUCUAAUAAUUUAACUUGCCUAACAUCAUAUAUCAGAAUUUAUUAUAUUUGAGGAACAAAAUUGAAAAAUUUUUUAUUCAGUGAAUUUAAUAUCUUUCCAGAGUUCUAAAAAGACUAUAAGAGUAAUUUAGCAGAAAUAGGACCAUCAAGUGGAAAAAUAGGACCAUUAAUCUAGACCUACCACUUCUAUUCCUACGUGGAAGCUGAAGCAUGUUACGAUCAUAUAGCAACAUCGUAACAUGCUUCAGCUUCCACGUAGGAAUAGAAGUGGUAGGUCUAGAUUUGUUAGUAAAGAGACUUAGGGAAACGUUAUGAGAUAAUUCAACAUUGGGUCCACCAAACACUUAAUGCAACUAUAUACUUUGUCUCUGAAUAUUUGUUGAAUUCAUGUCUCGUAAGCAUAAUGAUUGUGAUAGCCUUGGGUGGAACAGACUGUAAUCUUUAGCUGACAAGAAGUUGGUCUGUGGAAAAUUGAUUAAGUGGCUUAUCCUUUUAAUUAAGACUGCAGAACUGUUAACCCAGGUUCAUAUAGUGGCAAGAGUCCAUACAAUUUAAACUGGGAAGUUACAGGUAUAAGAAAAUUGUUAUCUUUGACUAGGGCUUAAAACCUUGUUGACUUGAUUUAUACCAGCUCAGACUUCCUAUCUUCUGCAAGUUGAACACACUGCUGAGUGUGACUAGGGUUUUCCUUUAGCUGAUAGACAUUCCACUGAUGACACAGUUAACUUUUUGGCAUUUAGACCUUUCCAACUGGAGCCUGGGAUGUUCCCAUGGAUCUGACAGGUCAGCCAUGAAGAACCUAAGAUUCGAUUCUAACUUUUUCCAAGUUUGCCUUGGGUGAAUAAAUUGUCUUUUUGGAAAUGGCUUUAGGUAGCUUAGACAAUGAUAAAACUCAGCUAUUUUGUUGACACCCAUCUUAAUAUUGUUUUUUUAUCUUUGGCCAUAUUUAAAUCUAGGAUUUAAUGAAAAUGUAGUGAAAAAUUAAUGGGAAGUAUGAAUAUAAAAAAAAUUUAAGGAAAAAGGAAAAGUUAAAAUGAAACUAUAUAGAAUGCAGUUUUAUUAUAUUCCUAACAUUUCAGAAUUUAUCAGUUGCUUACAAUUUGUGUGGCUGUAUAGUUUAUGUACUAUAUUAAUUAGAAGGCCAUAGAAAAUAACAGCAGGUUGGCUAAUGUUAUUGGGGUUUUUACCACAGUUGCUAUUGUGGAAGAAAUGAUUUGUUAGAUUAAUAAAAAGAUGUUGGCAAACGUGGCUUUAUACCUCAGUAUCAAGAUAUGCAAGACAAAUAUGCUUCAGAAUAUAAAUGCAUUAAUUACUUGCAGCAUUAACAUUAAUGACAGCAGUUGAUCAGCCUUUACUACUAUCAAAAUAUAACAAUCCCAAUGAUUCUUAUUUUGAAUGUUUUUAGUUAGGGACUUGGAUAGUUGGCAUUUUAUCAUUUUCAUAAUUUUAAAUCAGAUUUUUAAAAAAGCCUACAGAAUUUUUAAUCAUGAUUUGAUAUUUAAUAUUAAAGCUUUUUUUUUUUAAUCUUUUGAAUGAAAUCAGGGAUUAUAAAGUUUGGGGGCUUACCUCUCUAGCAUUGUGAAAAUAAACUUUUAUUAAGCUGA
This is a messenger RNA of Hipposideros armiger (great roundleaf bat), 3270 nucleotides long. RefSeq names its product selenoprotein T (gene SELENOT). Gene Ontology annotation, biological process: cell redox homeostasis. The transcript has 6 exons. The record is from RefSeq and is a predicted model, not a curated record. Gene Ontology annotation, cellular component: endoplasmic reticulum membrane. Gene Ontology annotation, molecular function: thioredoxin-disulfide reductase (NADPH) activity. NCBI's taxonomy places the organism in Eukaryota, Metazoa, Chordata, Mammalia, Chiroptera, Hipposideridae.